CUCCCCAUCUCUCUCUCUCUCUCUCUCUCUCUCUAAUACCUUCUCUCACAUUAUGUCUACUUCAUUCCCACAACUGCCUCCGACCACCGUUUCCACCGCUCCCUCCGCCCUCCUCACACAACUGCCACCACCCUACGUCGACCCCUCAUCGCCAUAUGCCUCCUCCGGGUCUUCCUCGUCCAUUAUCAUAGUGGUUAUUAUCAUUGGUUCCGUCGUAAUCGUCUCCGCCUCCAUUUACCUCAUCCUCCGCUUCCUCUCCAAACGCUUCCGCCGAAACUUCACUGCUGCCGACGACGUCGUCAUGCUGCAGGAUGCUUCUUUUAACCGGAACUGGAACCAGCAGCAUUGCCAUGUGGCUUUCAAUGGUUUGCUCGACUCCCUCCCGUUCUUCACCUUCCAGUCCGUCACCGGGAACCUCGCCGGAGGGGACUGCGCGGUGUGCUUGUCGAAGUUCGAGCCGCAUGAUGAACUCCGUUUGCUGCCGCUCUGCUGCCACGCAUUUCAUACCGCGUGUAUCGAUACGUGGAUUGUCUCCAAUCAGACGUGUCCUCUCUGCAGGUCCCCAGUUCUCCCCUCUGGCUCGGACGUACUCGAUAAGAUCCUCUCCGGCGGUAACCGCUGCUCUAGUAAUGAUAGCUUCAGAAACGAAAACGGAAACGGCGAGAGCUAUCGGAUUGAAAUCGGAAGCAUCAGUCGUCGCGGCGGCGGAUCUGAGGAGGCGGCCGCGGAAGCUGGGCAGCGCUCGUACUCAGUAGGCUCCUUCGAGUACAUUGUGGAUGAUAACGAAUACGAGGUUUCCAUAGCUGGUUGCCAAACUCAAGGAAGAGGAUUUCCAGAUUCCACUCAGAAUGACAAGGACUCAUCGGUCCGAACUCCGGUACCGGAGCCUGGUGAGGAUAUUUUGGCUGCGGAGGUUUCCGGCGGGAGAAACUGGCUAAGGGAGUACGUGGACAGGCUGGCGCCAGUUUCUUUUUCGUCCCGUGCGAUGUCGUUUAGAAGCUCCGGGAGAUUCUUCUCCGGCAACAGCAGCCGCCGCGGCGACGCUGCCGUCGUCCCACGGGAUUUAGAGGCGAACCGGGUCGGAGAGGAAAUCAGUGAACUAUUUCGCUGGCUUUCCGGAACUUAAUUUAAUUUUAUUUUUCUUGAUGAAUUCAUUACAUAUAUAUCAUGAUAUUUAAGGAGGUUAUUUGAAUAUAGUCCUAUUUUAAAGUCAAAGUUCUUUUAUGAUACCUUA
Messenger RNA from Sesamum indicum (sesame), 1234 nucleotides. Lineage: Eukaryota; Viridiplantae; Streptophyta; Magnoliopsida; Lamiales; Pedaliaceae. The record is from RefSeq and is a predicted model, not a curated record.